Populus nigra (black poplar) is the source of this 1532-nucleotide messenger RNA. RefSeq names its product serine/threonine-protein kinase GRIK1-like. Gene Ontology annotation, molecular function: ATP binding; protein serine/threonine kinase activity. Gene Ontology annotation, cellular component: cytoplasm. The transcript is spliced from 12 exons. The coding region runs from base 296 to 1366 and encodes 356 amino acids. Gene Ontology annotation, biological process: protein phosphorylation; intracellular signal transduction. The record is from RefSeq and is a predicted model, not a curated record. NCBI's taxonomy places the organism in Eukaryota, Viridiplantae, Streptophyta, Magnoliopsida, Malpighiales, Salicaceae.
GUCAAUACCAAAGCUUAAUGUUUCUGUGCUAAAAGAGGAGAGUUCUUUGUGGGUAAGAAUUUAGCUCAUGAAGUGCUGUGGUCAGCUGCACCUUCUGCCUUUCUUGAUGUUUCUGUGCUGAAAGAGGACAGUUCUUUGUGGAAGAUGAGUCUGGAAGCUAGUACGUAUUUGUAAAGGGAUAUUUCUGCUUGUCACAUGAUGUCUACCUAGGUUUGUUCCAAGUUUAACGAGGAUUCAGGUUGCUGCAAUAAAUUCGCCGAAAAUUAUUCAGAAUCCCAAGAAGUCUGUUUUACCUAUGGACUGCACAUCCAGUCCCUUCUCUCAAGAGUGUGCAGGAAGUGAUCACUCAUGUCGACAAGAUGAUGGAGAAAACAUUUUCUACCAAAAGUUAUCCUACAGAAAUAUUUUUGUUGACAUGGAAGAACAAUCAAUUCCUUGCACACCAAGGACGGCUCAAGCUUGUAAGAAGAUUCCCGUUACAGUAAUCACCUCUGUCAAGCAUUCUAAGCAUUCAAAUGGAAGAAAGAUGAUCAAUGAGUAUGUAAAAGAAAGGAAGAUCAACCAAGGAAGCUAUGGUAGAGUGGUUCUUUAUCGAAACAGUAACGAUGGAAUCCCAUAUGCUAUUAAGGUUGUUUGUAAGUCUCGUUUGCGCAAGUUGCGCAUCACACAAUCAGAAACAGCCAUGACUGAUGUUCUCAGAGAAGUUUCCAUAUUGAAAACAUUGGAACAUCCAAACAUAAUCAACCUAGUUGAGGUGAUUGAUGACCAAAAAUCUGAUUAUAUGUAUAUGGUUCUUGAAUACGUGGAAAGCAGUUGUAUGAGCAACAUUUCGGAGACGAAAGGACAGAUUGAUGAAACAACUGCAAGAAGAUAUUUCAAGGAUGUAAUUGCUGGCCUCAUUUAUUUGCAUCACCAUCAGAACAUCGUGCAUGGUGAUAUUAAGCCAGAAAAUCUUUUGGUCACUACAAGUGGAAGGGUGAAGAUAGUUGAUUUCAGCUUUGGCCAUGCCUUUGAGGAUGACAAUGAUGGGUUAUUGAGAUGUCCUGGAACUCCAGCUUUCACAGCACCUGAGUGCUGUUCAGAUACAGUUUACCAUGGGAAAGCUGCUGAUACAUGGGCUGUUGGUGUUACCUUAUAUUUUAUGGUGGUGGGCUGCUGCCCUUUUCUUGCCGAUAGUGCACCUGAAACUUAUGACAAGAUUGUUAAUGGUCCCUUGUCACUCCCAGAAGAAUUAAAUCCUGACCUCAAAGAUCUGCUCCAAGGCCUUCUCUGUAAAGAUCCAACCCAAAGAAUUACCUUGAAUGGUGCAGCUGAGCAUCCAUGGAUGGUCAAAGAGGGAGGUCCAGUCCCUAUAAACUGCAUUUAAAGCUGCAGGAAGAGUAGAUGACACAGCGUAAAGGGCCCAAGCAAAUAUCAGUUCAAAAUUCUAGUAGAUUUAUUAAAUUAUUCAAUUUAAAAAAGAAAUCCAUGAUUAUAGCAUUUUCUAAUAGAACUAAUUACAUAAAUUUCAAUGAUAUUUUCAACUCGCUAAA